UGUCUGGUCCUGGCGUGGAGAAGGAAGAGGUCUGCAUCCCAAUACAGGACAGGAGUAACCCGAGCCGCGACGGGAGGAGAACGCCUUCACUUUGACUUUUGAAGACUUUCGUUACAUGGGGGGCAAGAAAUGACAUCGUCAGCGUGCGAAAGGAGGGCGUUUGCUCAUAAAAUCAACCGGACCAUUGCAGCAGAGGUCAGAAAACAAGUGACCAGAGACUAUGGCUCACCUCAGCUGUCCAAGAAACGAGGAGGAGCUCAUCACCCUUUGCCCCUGACGGAGGUGGUUGAACCUGUGGACUUUGAGGAAUAUGUGAGCAGUCACGCUCCUGGGGUUGAGGCCGGCCCCCUCAGACAGCUGAUGGAGUUUCCCCAGGAUGACCUGGAGCUCCUCCAGCUGGACAAAGAGUGCACUACACUGGAGCCGCCUCUUCCUGAGGAAGAGGAGGACUCAUUAGAUCCCAGAGUGAGAGAUGCCCUGGCAGUCUUCACAGAUGACUGGCUUGUCAUUCAUAGAAAAUUUCAACACUACAGCACCACCUACACCCCUCACAACUCUGAGAGACAGAGAGAGAGGCAGCGAGGGCUGGUCAAACAGACCUUUGAGCUGGACGAGUCUGCUGCGCCUGAUCGCCAGGACGACCAGGAUGACUCAAAACGGAGGUCGGUUAGCCUCGACGAGACACCCCGAGGCAGCUGGGCCUCCAGCAUCUUUGACCUGAAGAACUCCUCCCCGGAUGCGCUGCUCCCAUCCGUGCUGGAACGAACAGCUGCAGAGGACAUGGACCAUAAAAACACUGAGGCACGCUCACAGGGGCGCCACAGUGACCUGCUUGGCUUGUACCCUCCCCCUGAUGAGGAUGAAGCAGUGGAGAGAUGUUCUCUACCUGAGGUGCCCAAAGAACACUGUGGCCAGAGGAUUAUGGUCAAGUGUUUGUCACUGAAAUUCGAGAUUGAAAUCGAGCCAAUAUUUGGAUCACUUGCGCUUUACGACGUUAAGGAAAAAAAAAAGAUUUCCGAGGAUUUUUACUUUGACCUUAACUCGGAUCAGAUGAAACUACUGCUGAAGCCUCAUACGCCUCACAUAGUUAUAUCCACGCUGGCUCGUUCCGCCAUUUUCUCCAUCACCUACCCUUCUCCUGAUAUCUUCUUGGUUAUUAAGCUUGAAAAAGUUCUACAGCAGGGGGAUAUUGGUGAAUGCUGUGAACCCUACAUGGUCAUGAAAGAGUCUGAUUCCUCAAAGCACAAGGAAAAGCUGGAGAAGCUCCGUCUCCAGGCAGAGCAGGCGUGCUCUCGUCUUGGACGUUUCCGCAUGCCUUUUGCCUGGACAGCUAUUCACCUCCUCAACAUUGUCAGCUCUGUUGGAGGUCUUGAUCGGUCUGACCCAGACUCUGACUCUGAACGAAAGACCCAUGGGACCUGGAAUGAGAAAAAGAAGAAGGGGUUUGAGAGGAUGAGUGUUGGGGAGGAGAUGUGUAACUUUGCCACUUUCCGCCCAGCAACGCUUACAGUCACCAACUUCUUCAAACAGGAGGGUGAUAGACUGAGUGAUGAGGACCUCUACAAGUUUUUGGCAGAUAUGCGCCGGCCAUCGUCUGUUCUGCGACGCCUGAGGCCCGUCACAGCUCAGUUAAAAAUCGACAUAUCUCCAGCACCGGACUCGCCGCUUUAUUGCCUGUCACCAGAACUGCUUCAUGUGAAACCGUAUCCGGACCUGCGUGUUCGGCCAACCAAAGAGGUUCUGGAGUUCCCUGCUCGUAAUGUUUACACGCCGCACACCACGUACAGGAACCUGCUGUAUGUUUACCCACAAAGUCUAAACUUCAGCAGUCGUCAGGGCUCAGUGAGGAACAUUGCUGUGAAAGUUCAGUUCAUGGCAGCAGAAGACCCCAGUCAAGCUUUACCGGUCAUCUUUGGAAAGUCAAGCUGUGCUGAGUUCAUGAAGGAGGCAUAUACUCCUAUCAUCUAUCAUAACAAGUCCCCUGAGUUCUAUGAGGAGAUGAAGAUGAAGAUUCCUGCCAAUCUGACAGACAACCAUCAUCUGCUGUUUACCUUCUACCACAUCAGCUGCCAACCCAAGCAAAACACUCCUCUGGAGACCCCUGUGGGCUACACUUGGAUACCUUUGAUGCAACAUGGCCGACUGCGCACCGGCUCCUUUAGUCUUCCUGUGUCUGUAGAAAAGCCUCCACCUAGCUACUCCGUGCUGACUCCUGACGUCCAGCUUCCAGGCAUGAAGUGGGUGGAUAAUCACAAAGGAGUGUUCAAUGUCGAGGUGACAGCAACAUCCUCUGUUCACACUCAGGACCCACACCUGGAUAAGUUCUUUACUCUGGUCUAUGUCCUUGAAGAGUAUUCCUUCCCGUUCCGACUCAAGGAUGUGAUUAUCACUGAAGCAAACAUGGAAGGGGAGCUGAAGGCCAGCAUAGCUGCACUGAGAGGAGCUCAACUGGAUACCUGUGUCAGAUUUUUGCAUCAGCUGCUCAACAAGCUCAUUCAGCUAAUUGUGUACCCUCCAGUCAUUGCAGGCCAAAUUGUGAACCUUGGCCGGGCUGCCUUUGAAGCUAUGGCUUUGUUGGUGAACCAGAUCCACAAAAACCUCGAGGGAAACCAAGACCAGCACGGCCGCAACAACCUGCUGGCCUCUUAUGUUCAUUACGUCUUCCGUCUGCCCACCGCCGAACCUCUAAUGCCUCCAGCAGGUGCCCACUCCUAUGAGAUGCCUGUGCAGUACGCUACCUUAUCCAGGGCAACGGGCCGCCCAAGCAGCCUGCAUCUGUCCCGCUCAAAGAGCAUUAGCAAUUCCAAUCCAGACCUUGCUUGCACACCAAUUACCCCUGAUGAAGAAGUCCAACGGAUCAUAGGAAGCAAGGGCAUUGACCGCUCCCAUUCCUGGGUAAACUCUGCUUAUGCCCCUGGGGGCUCCAGAUCUGUGCUACGCCGGAACCCCAACUCCAGCUGCGAGCUCAAGCAGGCAAGCGACCACAGCUGCAAUCGCAUGUCUGCCUUUCUGGACAGCGUGGCCUUGUUAACUGUUCCCACAAGACCGAUUACAAAGAAGUUACUUCACGAGGAGCUGGCGUUGCAGUGGGUGGUCAGCACCAGCUCAGUGAGGGAAGCAGCGCUGCAACAGGCUUGGUUCUUCUUCCAGUUAAUGACGAAGAGCAUGGCCCACCACAUAUUCCUGACCUCUAAGCUGGAGACCACUAGGCGUCAGCGCUACCCAGACCGCUUUGUUGAUGACAUCGCAGCACUUGUGUGUGCCAUCAGUGCAGACAUUGCCAACAGACACCACAAGGAUGUGGAGCUUGUGGAGAGAUUAAAUAACAGUCUGGCCUUCUUCCUUAACGAUCUGCUGUCUCUGAUGGACCGGGGCUUUGUGUUCAACCUCAUUCGCUCCUACUACAAACAGAUCGCUAACAAACUCCACACAACACAAAAUCCCAGCUCUCUGAAUGCCCUGAGAAUGGACUUUAUGCGUAUUGUGUGCAGCCAUGAGCAUUAUGUGAUCCUCAACUUGCCCUGCUCAACUCUGAGUCCUCCAGCAUCCCCCUCACCCUCUACCUCAUCCACCACUUCACAGAGCUCAGCAUUUUCAAACGUGGUGCAAGACCAGGGUGUGGCCACCAUGUUUGAGCUGUCGGUCCCUUUUCGCCAGCAGCACUUCCUGUCUGGCCUGUUGCUCUCUGAACUCUCUCUCAUUCUCGACCCUGAUGGUGAAGGGGUUUUCUUCCUUCAUAAAAAGGCCAUCAGUGCUGUUCACUCACUGCUGUGCAGCCAUGAUGCAGACCCUCGUUACAAGGACCCCCAGGUUAGAGCGCAUGUUGCUCAGCUCUAUCUGCCCCUGCUACCCAUUGUCAUGGAGUCACUGCAUCAUCUGUACGAUUUCUGUGACUCCUCGCCUGCUCGCGCUCGCCAUGCCUCCACCUACUUUGAAGAUACUGACCCAGACAGUGGCAAUAUUAUCAGUCAGUCUGUUGCCAUGGCGAUCGCUGGCUCCCCUUUACCGCAUGCCAAAGCCAACCCAUUUGCACUCCCCUCUGUGGCUGGGCGCCAGUCCAGCUCUCUUUCUGCUGAGUGCAGCCGGACUUUGCUGGUGUGCUUCCUGUGGGUGCUGAAGAACGCGGAUGCAUCUCUCCUGGAGCACUGGGUGUCUGAUUUGUCUGUCCUGCAAAUCAACCGCUUGCUGGAUCUACUUCAUCUCUCUGUGUCCUGUUUUGAAUACAAGGGAAGGAAAGCUCUACAAAGAAUAAACAGCUUGACGUUUAAAAAGUCUCAGGACAUGAAAGCCCGCCUGGAAGAAGCCAUACUGGGAACUAUAGGAGCCCGUCAAGAGAUGGUCCGCCGCUGUAGAGAAAGGAGUCCUUAUGGCAGCCAGGAAAAUGUCAGGUGGAAAAAGAAUGUUACUCAUUGGAGACAAAAUGCAGACAGAGUUGACAAGAGUAAGGUUGAGAUGGAUCAGGAGUCUGUGGUGGAUGGAAACUUGGCUACUGAGGCGUCUUUGAUAGUACUGGACACACUGGAAAUUAUAGUAAAGACUGUGGUUGCAUCUGAACUGAAGGAGAGCGUUCUCGGUGGAGUCCUGAGAGUGAUUCUUCACAGCAUGGCGGGCAACCAGAGCGCCCUCUUCCUGCAGCAUUGCUUUACUACGCAGAGAGCUCUGGUGUUCAAGUUUCCAGAGAUGCUCUUUGAAGAGGACACAGAGCUUUGCGCAGACCUUUGUUUGCGUCUCCUUCGUCACUGCAGUAGCAGCAUUGGCUCUGUCAGAAGCCAUGCUUCUGCCUCUCUUUACCUUCUUAUGAGGCAGAACUUUGAGAUUGGAAAUAACUUUGCACGAGUAAAGAUGCAGGUCACCAUGUCUCUGUCCUCGUUGGUGGGAACAUCACAGAACUUCAAUGAAGAGCAUCUUCGUCGGUCACUAAAGACGAUCUUGACAUAUGCUGAGGAGGACCUGGAGCUGCGUGAAACACCUUUCCCAGAGCAGGUCCAGGAUCUGGUGUUCAACCUGCACAUGAUUCUUACCGACACUGUGAAAAUGAAAGAGCAUCAGCAGGAUCCUGAAAUGCUCAUUGACCUGAUGUACAGGAUUGCCAAAGGCUACCAGAACUCCCCUGACCUUCGCCUCACAUGGCUACAGAACAUGGCAGGAAAACACUCUGAAAGAGGGAACCACGCCGAGGCGGCCCACUGCCUCGUCCACAGUGCCGCACUUGUGGCAGAGUACCUGAACAUGUUGGAGGAUUGCCGCUACCUCCCGAUUGGUUGCGUAACAUUUCAGAAUAUUUCAUCCAACGUAUUAGAGGAGUCAGCAGUUUCAGAUGACGUCCUGUCUCCUGAGGAGGAAGGCAUUUGUGCUGGGAAGUAUUUCAGCGAGUCUGGCCUGGUGGGCCUCCUGGAGCAAGCAGCUGCCUCUUUUAACAUGGCUGCCAUGUAUGAAGCUAUAAACGAGGUGUACAAGAUUCUGUUACCCAUCCAUGAAGCCAACCGAGACUUCAAAAAGCUGGCGUCUGUCCAUGGGAAGCUGCAGGAGGCCUUCAACAAAGUCUACAACCAGAGUUCUGGAUGGGAGAGAAUGUUUGGGACCUACUUCCGAGUUGGUUUCUAUGGUUGUCAAUUUGGAGAUUUAGAUGAGCAGGAGUUUGUCUACAAGGAGCCUUCAAUCACCAAAUUAGCUGAAAUCUCCCACAGGCUCGAGGAGUUCUACUCAGAAAGGUUUGGGGACGAUGUGGUUGAAAUUAUCAAGGACUCCAAUCCAGUGGGCAAAAGCAAACUGGAUCCCAACAAAGCCUACCUUCAGAUCACCUAUGCUGAGCCUUACUUUGACACAUACGAGCUAAAAGAAAGGAUCACCUAUUUUGACAAGAACUACAACCUUCGCACUUUCAUGUUCUGUACUCCCUUCACUCUGGAUGGCCGGGCACACGGCGACCUGCAUGAGCAGUACAAACGCAAAACCAUCCUGACAACGUCUCACGCCUUCCCUUACAUAAAGACACGGGUCAACGUCAUCCACAAGGAGGAGAUUAUCCUUGUUCCCAUGGAGGUGGCAAUUGAAGACAUGCAGAAGAAGACGCAGGAGCUCGCCUUUGCCACAAAUCAAGACCCUGCAGACUCUAAGAUGCUUCAAAUGGUGCUACAGGGCUGUGUGGGAACCACUGUCAACCAGGGUCCCCUUGAGGUGGCGCAGGUCUUUCUCUCCGACAUUCCAGAGGACCCAAAGCUGUUUCGCCAUCACAACAAACUGCGGCUUUGCUUUAAAGACUUCACCAAGAGGUGUGAGGACGCCCUGAGGAAGAAUAAGGCCCUAAUUGGACCAGACCAGAGAGAGUACCACCGAGAGCUGGAGAGGAACUACAACAAACUAAAAGAAGCUCUGGGUCCUCUCAUCACCCGCAAGAUACCCCAGCUUUACAGACCCCUGCCAGUUCAGGCUGUGCAGACACAACGGAACUCCUACAGCAGGUCGAGUUUCCGCUGAAUCGGCUGUUGAGAUGCAGAAAACUGGAUAGCAACAUAAAGCUGUAGAAAGUAGCACCAUCCCUUUCCAUCUGUUUCUUCUCCUUCUCCCCCCAAUGCAUUGUGCGCCAACUGUCACCCUCUCACACACACACGCUCACACACCAUCAUUCCUCAUCUUGCUUGUUAUGAUAUCCUCAUCCAUAUGCCUGGCCUCCCAGUUAUGUUUCCCUCUCCCAGUAUAACACCACUACUGCUACCACACACACACUGAUAGAUGUCACCCCUUUUCUUGGCUAAACCAGCCCCCAUCAACCCCCCCAAGUCUCACACCAGUGUAGAAAAAAAUCUCAGCUGGUUAUAUUUGAAGGUUAUCUAAUUGGUAAACAUUGUCAUUUGUUGUGAGGCUCUUUAAGAGGCCAGGGUUUAAAAAAAGCUGUCUGAAGUAAUCUGUCCGAGCAGAUCUGGCUGUAGUGGUUUUACCAAACUUAAGCAACCUAGCAUUGUGUUUCUGAAUUGUUUAAGGUUUAUCGGGUUAACUUUGAAGAGGUUGCGGCGUAGUGUCAGGCUUUUUUAAUUAUUAUUAUUUGUUAGAGCUCAUUAUAAACCAGCUCUGGUAGUAGUCACCAAAGUUUUAAACAAAAAAACAAGUCACCUCACUGUGCGCUUUGUUUUUUUUUGCAAGCAGACCAAAUAACUGACAUUCCUUCGUCCUCAAGUUUUCACAUUUAUCAGCUCAUCUCUCUGUAAGGAAUUGAAUAAAGAGAGCUGCUGGGUUCAUUCGGUUCAAGCUCAGGUCUCACGUCUGGUAAGAAAGGCCAAACAGGGUGUUUAAAUUUUUUUUUUUUUUUUACUGAAUUCCUCUGUGCCACAUAUGAUGUUUUAUCACAGAUACUUUGCCUUCAGCAGGAUCGUCUGCUUUAUCCACACAAAUAUAUUCAAACUGUUGCAUCUACUGUCAACCUGCAGCACGUUGUGAUAACUGAAUAAGGUUUACCUGUGCAGGCAAGCCCUCUUCCGACUGAGAUCUGCGCCCUGCUGACACCCGAGUUCACCACUGCUUGUUAAGGAUUUUGUUUUAUUAUACUGUAGCCAUUUAUUACUACUGUAUCUUUGAAAUUGCACUACUGUAAACAAACUGUGGCACAUUAACUGUAACAACCAAGCAAUCUGUGCUUUUAUUUACAACUGCUUUUUACCAGUUAGUUUUGUAUUUAUUUAGCCUGUAUUCUAUUAAAUAUUUCUUCUUUCACAGCUGAUCACCAUUUUUUUGGGGGGAGGAUGUAUUGAACAAAUAUUUGUGAAUAUUGCUUUCUAGCUUUUGACUUUUUAUAAUGUAUCCUAUUCUGGCAGCUUAGAAACAGUAUGGUGGGUCAGGUUGCCUUGCAGUGUCGGGGUGGACACUGCAAAAGGGAAGGGUUUGUGUUUUUUUUUUUUAUGUUGCAUAACUGAGUUUAAUGAUCAGGUUUAGGCAAUAAAGUGGACAGGCUACGGCAUUAAUAAGAGACGAAAGAGAGAGAAAAAGGGUGGCGUAAACAAAGGAAAUGGCAGCAACAAUGACAUAAAUUAUAAGGCAACAAGACACAAUGAACCACAUGUUUGUACUACACCCAGAACCAUAAAAGUAUCAAAUGUAAGUGCUUUCUGUUCUUGAGUUACUAAUUCUCAUUUCUUUUAGAUAUAAUAGGCUUUGUGAUGGAAUAAAAUAUAGAUGAGAUUUAAUCAUAUUUAGAAUACAGUUGGGGUCAAAGUGCAGCAUAUUAUUUAUUCACUGAUGUUAACAUUGUGAAAAACUUUUCUGUAAUUGAUUUGAAAUUAUACCUUUAAAAAAAACAUGGAAGAAACACUAAAAUAUUCAGAUUGGACGUACCAUUCAGUAUGGAAAUUAACAUAGUUGGCCCUUGAUUGUAUGAGCCUCUGGACAGUAUUUGAGAUCCUACUUGCAAUUCAUAAUACAUUUAGCAUUUUUUAUUUGUAUGAAUGGAUUCGAUUUUAGUGGAGGCUCAAGGUAGCCCCUCUGCAGAGCUGAACCAAGAGCAAAGGGGACCAUAUAAAACAAUGGCAGUCUCAGAAAUGUAAUAGCAGUUUAUAAGAAGAGCCAUUUUAUGAAUUAAGCCACAGUUAUGGUUGUGUGUCUUGGCACCUAGCAUUCUGCCCUGAAAACCUUUAAGUACUCUUGGGCCAAAGGCUUAGCUGAUUACACUUAUGCUGAUUAAAAUGUGAGCUAACGCUUUUUAACGCUUUUGUUACACUGCAAAAGGUUUUAAUAGUUAACUUUAGGUUAUUACACAAACAUAAGAUAACUUUUUUGUUUAAUUUGGUGAACAAUUAUUUCCUCUCAAGAGUUGCUCAUUUCUGUAUUUACUUUUUGAGAGACAGGACGGUUUUUUACCAGAAGAUCUGUAAGGAGCCCUGAAAUAAAUUGUAAAGCUGU
Girardinichthys multiradiatus is the source of this 8889-nucleotide messenger RNA. Its product is annotated as dedicator of cytokinesis protein 7-like. The transcript is spliced from 50 exons. Gene Ontology annotation, biological process: small GTPase-mediated signal transduction; positive regulation of GTPase activity. Gene Ontology annotation, cellular component: cytosol. The record is from RefSeq and is a predicted model, not a curated record. The coding region runs from base 130 to 6477 and encodes 2115 amino acids. Lineage: Eukaryota; Metazoa; Chordata; Actinopteri; Cyprinodontiformes; Goodeidae. Gene Ontology annotation, molecular function: guanyl-nucleotide exchange factor activity.